CUAUUUACUUAAUUGUGUUAAGUUCUACCGGAAAUUCAUGGAUCCGCAACUCAGUGCGCUUCUCACUAGGUUAGUGAACACACUGCAAGAGCCGUCCCCAGAGUUGAAGCAACUUGCAGCAGUUGCAGGGCAAAACGGCCUAUUUUUAAAGAUAAACCGGUGGACUACAGUGUUACAGAUUUUUAUGAAAGCUAUCAACAGAGAGGAGAACAAGAGACUAAUGUCGGACGUGGAAGUGAAAAUGUGGCUAGACGACGUCAAAGAGUUGGCAGAUGAUGUGGAGGAGAUACUGGAUGAGAUUUCGAAACAAGCUUCGCGCCUCAAAAUGAUGGCUCAAACUCAGACUUCCAUGGGCAAGAAAAGUUCAUUAAACGGCCUCAUUCCUGCUUGUUUCACAAGUUCGAAUACAAGGGCUGUUGCACCGUUUGAUGAGAGUCUGAUUUCCAGAAUAAUUGAUAUAACUAGCCGAUUGGAAAAACUCGAUGCCAAAAGAGAUGCACUUCGACUAUAUGUGCUUGGUACACGCGAAUUACAGUCUGCGCCUGGUUCCAUAACCAAAACUAUUUAUGGGCGAGACAAAGAUAAAGAGAAAAUACUAGAAAUGGUGUUGAGGGAUGAAGUGAGUGAUCAUGCCAACUUUAGAGUAAUACCCAUCAUUGGCACAGCAGGAGUUGGAAAAACAACACUCGCUCGACUUGUGUAUGAUGAUAAGGCAGUGGAAGACUUCAAACCAAGAGCCUGGGUUUCCCUCUACGAAAGUUCCAAUGUUUUCAGAAUCUCCAAGGCCAUUUUAGAGUCAGUCACUUGUAAAUCCUGCAAUCUAAAGGAUUUAGAUGAAGUGCUGGUUCAACUGAAAGAAGCAACUUUUGGGAGGAAAUUCUUGUUUGUCUUAGAUGAUGUUUCGACAGAGAAUUAUGGUUUGUGGGAAACUCUAAAGUCUUCCUUUAUGGCUGGAGCACCAGGAAGCAAGAUAAUAGUGACAACCAGCAGAGUAAAUAUUGAAUUCCCAGUCAAUCUCAAUAUUCAACCUUAUACAUUAGAGGUACUGUCAGAUAAAGCUUGCUGGUCGGUCUUUGAAAUGCAUGCAUCUGAUUGGGAGUGUUUUUAUUCACUAUUAAUUCGUGAAAAAGUUAUUCAUAUGUGUAAAGGCUUACCCUUGGCAGCGUGUAUUCUUGGUGGCGUUAUAAGAUUUAAGGAUUAUGAGGAAUGGGAAUGUAUAUUGAACACUAAAAUAUGGGAUUUAGCAGAUGAUAAUGAGAUUCUUCCUGUGCUAAAGUUAAGCUACCAACAUCUUCCUUUAUGGUUACAAAGAUGUUUUGUUUAUUGUGCAAUUUUACCUGACGAUUAUGAAUUUGAGGAAAAGGAACUUGUUCUUCUAUGGAUAGCAGAAGGUCUAAUUGGCGGACAACUAGAGAAUGAGCAAAUGGUUUGUGAGCAGUUGGAAGAUAGAGGCAGUAAGAUUUUCCAAGAUCUAUUGGAAAGAUCUCUUCUUGAACAUUCAAGUAGUCAUGCUUCUAAAUAUAGAAUGCAUGACCUUGUGAAAACUAUGGCCCGAUGGAUUCAUGGAGAAACAAAUUUCGGAUUAGAAGAUGCGUCGGGGGUCAAUGAGCAACCAGAAGGUGAUGAGAAAAAUGAAUUUGAAUUUUUCUAUGAUGUUGACAACAUACGGACAUUUAUGCCAGGACUCCUAUGUAAUGAUGACAGUCAUCACAUCACUGAUGCACUUCUUUCUGAUUUGCUACCAAAGUUCAAACACUUGAGGGCGUUAUCUUUGGCGAAGCAUAGUAUUACGAAGUUACCCAAUUCAGUUAAAUGUUUGAGAUAUCUAAGAUAUGUCAACCUCUCUGGCACUAUGAUCAGAACGUUACCUGAUUCAAUAUGUUCACUACUCAUCUUGCAAAUUUUGCUAUUGAUGGAUUGCUCUCAUCUCAUUGAGUUGCCUUCCAAUUUGAGGAAACUGAUCAAUUUAUGGCAUCUUGAUAUUAUUGGUGUCAAUUUACUUAGACAAAUGCCAUCAAGAAUGAAAGAAAUGGAAAGUCUUAGAACAUUACUCAAUUUUAUUGUAGGCAAAGGUGUAGGCUCUGAUUUGAAGGAUUUGGAAAACUUAAAGUUUCUUCGUUUUAUAAGCAGCCAACAAAUCACAAUGCCCAUAAACCUGCGCUAUAUAGAUCAUGAUCUCUUUAUUAAAAUUUAA
Pistacia vera is the source of this 2194-nucleotide messenger RNA. Its product is annotated as putative disease resistance RPP13-like protein 1. The coding region runs from base 38 to 2194 and encodes 718 amino acids. The transcript has 2 exons. Lineage: Eukaryota; Viridiplantae; Streptophyta; Magnoliopsida; Sapindales; Anacardiaceae. Gene Ontology annotation, molecular function: ADP binding. Gene Ontology annotation, biological process: defense response to other organism. The record is from RefSeq and is a predicted model, not a curated record.